AUGGCGCCUCACAAGGGGCAGCCGGCUAUUGUUUGCAGGCAAUUAAACCUACCGCCGACACCAGGACGAUCUUCACCCGCUUAUGGCAAACGCCAUAACGACUUCACAGAACUUGGGAAACAUGGGUAUGAGACUGCCUCUGCGAGCCUUCCGCUGACAGCAAGGGAUGAGCUAUCGGAGCUGGUUAAGUCCCGGUUAGAUUGGUCGCCAUUUCCCAUCGCGCAUAUUAUAAUACUUAAAAUUAAGGCAUAA
This is a messenger RNA of Trichoderma reesei QM6a, 252 nucleotides long. RefSeq lists its product as uncharacterized. The record is from RefSeq and is a predicted model, not a curated record. Bases 1 to 252 code for a protein of 83 amino acids. Lineage: Eukaryota; Fungi; Ascomycota; Sordariomycetes; Hypocreales; Hypocreaceae. The transcript is spliced from 7 exons.